Messenger RNA from Coregonus clupeaformis (lake whitefish), 6291 nucleotides. Its product is annotated as AP2-associated protein kinase 1. The record is from RefSeq and is a predicted model, not a curated record. Lineage: Eukaryota; Metazoa; Chordata; Actinopteri; Salmoniformes; Salmonidae. The transcript is spliced from 21 exons. Gene Ontology annotation, molecular function: ATP binding; protein kinase activity. Gene Ontology annotation, biological process: protein phosphorylation. Bases 603 to 4085 code for a protein of 1160 amino acids.
UGCGCCAAGUAUACUACGGGAGCAAAUCGGGCAAUGAAUUACUAGCUAGUAUCUAGGACACCAAAGUAUCUAGAUAGGCAGCUAAUUAUCGAAUAUAAACCAGGGAGGAGAAUCAGGAGUCAACACCAAGAAAGAUCUCUCGAUAAACUGGUGAAAUAAAUGCCUUUACGCUGAAAAAUGGGUGGAGAUGUGUGUAAAUAGAAGCUAGCGAGAGUAGCUAGCUAACGUUAGCAGGCUGCCAACGCAAUUGUCAAAGCCAGCUAGGGCUUUUUUGUUACUGCUGUCAUUAGCUAACUGGUUAGUCGCUGCUAAUGUGAGAGCAAUAACAACUAGCCAGUUAUUCAUUGCUUAACCGUGACAUCUCGUCGUGUGUUGAUAGCUAGUUAACUAUUUAACUAGCUUGCUAUUAUGACAGUCGAAACCUUGUUAGCUAGUAGCGCCUGGAAAUCGAACGAGCAGGCUCUUCAAGAGGAUAGCUUUAGUUAGCCUAAGUUGGCUACGGUCAUUCAAUUAUCCAAAGCUGAUAGUAAACAACAUCUAGACGUUAUUGUGAAUAGGUAUUGAUUGCAAACCAGUCGACACUUGGCUAACAUCACCGGAAAAUGAAGAAGUUCUUCGAUUCACGCCGGGAACUUGUGAGUUCCGGGCCUGGUUCUGGAGCGGGUGGAGGAGGCGCUGGGUCCGGCAGCAGCGGUGGUAGUUUCAUUGGACGGGUUUUCACCAUUGGACGGUAUCAAGUGACCGUUGAUGAAACUGUUGCUGAAGGAGGCUUUGCCAUUGUGUUCCUGGUGCGGACCCACCAGGGGGUGCGCUGUGCCCUGAAGAGGAUGUACGUCAACAACGAGCACGACCUGCAUAUCUGCAAGCUAGAGAUCCAGAUCAUGAGGGACCUUGUGGGCCACAGGAACAUUGUGGGUUUCCUGGACUCCAGUAUAACUGCAGUGGGAGCAGGAGAUGUCUGGGAGGUCCUCAUCCUCAUGGACUUCUGUCGUGGUGGUCAGGUGGUGAACCUGAUGAACCAGCGUCUGCAGACAGGCUUCACUGAGGCAGAGGUGCUGCAGAUCUUCUGUGACACCUGCGAGGCCGUGGCCCGCCUCCACCAGUGCAAGACGCCAAUCAUCCAUCGAGAUCUCAAGGUGGAGAAUAUCCUACUCCAUGACCGGGGACACUACGUGCUGUGUGACUUUGGCAGCGCCACCAACCGCUUCCAGGACCCUCAGACAGAGGGCGUGCCACUGGUGGAAGAGGAAAUCAAGAAGUACACUACUCUGUCAUACCGAGCCCCAGAGAUGAUCAACCUUUACAAUGGCAUGGUCAUCACUACAAAGGCAGACAUCUGGGCUAUGGGCUGCCUGCUGUAUAAACUGUGCUACUUCACCCUGCCGUUUGGGGAGAGCCAGGUGGCCAUCUGUGAUGGCAGCUUCACUAUUCCAGACAACUCCCGCUACUCCCAGGACAUGCACUGCCUCAUCAGAUACAUGCUGGAGCCUGACCCUGAAAAGAGACCAGAUAUCUAUCAAGUGUCCUACUUCGCCUUCAAGCUGGCCCGUAUCGAAUGCCCCAUCCAGAACAUACAUAACUAUCCUAUUCCUACAAAACUUCCUGAACCAAUCAGAGCCAGCGAAGCUGUGGCCAAAAAGAGUCAAUCCAAAGCCAGGCUCUCAGACCCUGUCCCCACAACGGAGACGUCCAUCACGCCCCGGUCACGACCCAAAGCUGGAGGGGCCCAGCCCAUAGGCAUCCUGCCCAUCCAGCCGGCCCUCACCCCACGCAAGAGACCCAGCGUGGCUGCAGGAGGUGUUUUAGGCGCUGCCCAGCCGGCUGUUGCUGUUCAAUUAGUCCAGCAGGUGCCUGCUGCACAGGCCACAUCCCCACUGGCUCAGACCGCCCCUUCGCAGCCCAUGGCCACGCCCCAGCAUCAGCAGGGUCUCUUCAUGAAGCAGCAGGCUGCAGCCUUCUUCAGCCCACAGCAGAAGACCAACCAGCAUCAGCUGGUGCAGACCAUCUACAAACAACAGCAGCAGCCUCCCAUCCCGACCCCCCAGGGCUCUGUGGCUGUGCAGUCCAAAACGAAUCCUGUGGCUCCUGUUGCUCCUCUGCAGCAGCAGCCAGCCAGCCCUGCGGCAGACCCCCCCUCCCCCCAACCACCAGCCCCCCCUCAGCCUGCAGCCCCAGGACCUACAGCCACAGGACCUGCACUUGACUGUGACUCUGAGCCCACGCAUCUGGCUCCUGGACGUGGGCUCCACAAGGUUGGCUCCCUGACGCCCCCCUCCUCCCCAAAGAUGGCCCCCCGAGGCAGUCACAGACGCAUCCUGAGCGACGUCACCCACAGUGCUGUGUUUGGGGUCCCAAUCAGCAAGUCAACCCAGCUACUGCAGGCGGCUGCAGCCGAGGCCAGCCUCAACAAGUCCAAGUCAGCCAGCACCACCCCCUCUGGCUCCCCCUGCUCCUCCCAGCAGAGUGUGUACCAGCCAGGGCAGGGCGGUGCCCAGACAGCCCCCUCUGCACCCACUGGCAGCUGGAACCCUUUUGGUGACGACAACUUCUCCAAGCUCAGUGCCGAGGAGCUGCUCAACAAGGACUUUGCCAAGCUGGCCGAGACUACAACAGGGGAGAGGGCCAGCCUCUCUACAGAGAACCUAAUUUCAGGGCUGCAGCCUGUCUCUGCUGCUGGGUCCACAGGCAAGGCUUUCCCGGCUGAGAGAGGUGCUGACAUCCUGGGUUUGGAUGCAGGCUCAGCGAUUUUGAGUGUCCCGGACCCCUUUAACGCCCUCUCCCUCUCUGACACCACAGAGAAGCUGAUUGAGGGACUGAAGUCCCCCGAGACAUCUCUGCUGCUCCCUGAUCUUUUACCCCUGGCUGACCCCUUCAGCAGCUCUGCAGAGGGCAACAGUAAUGCAGCAAAGGCUGAGAUGUGUGUGGACUCUCUGAUACCGGGCCUGGAGACAGUCUCAGCCAGCCUGCCAGAGCCUCUGGCUGGAGAGGACUCUCUGCUGGGCUGCUCUUUGCUGUCUCACACCUCCACCCCUGGGGAUCAAACUGUCUGUGCACCCCCCUCCUGCUCCUCUGCCCCUCCUGGCUCUGCUUCCUGUCUGGACAAACUAGCUCCAGUCUCAUUUGGCACUGCCCAGGCAUCUGCUGACUCUGCUUACCUCAUGUUGGGCUUCCAGCCGCCCGAGGCUGGGGAGAAGGGCACUGAGGACGAAUUUGACCCCAUCCCCGUGCUCAUCUCCAAAAACUCCAACAACCAAGAGCUGAAAGGGGAAAGGAAAAGCUACGCUGUGCUAGACAAGGGGAGGUCAGAGAAUGAGCUGCCUGGAGAAGGCCACAGAGCAGAUGAGGGCUGUGUCCACUCCAGCGAUGAGGAAUUUGAGGAGGAAGACAAGAGAGAGGAGGAGCAGGGCAGGAGGGCCAGUGAGAGUGAUGAGGUGGUCCAUGACUGCAGUGGUUCCAGACCUUUGCUGCUGGAUUCAGAUGAAGAGGAAGAGCAGGGGUCUGAAUUACCCCUCCCACCCUCCCAGCCAUCCCUAUCACACCCACAACUCUCCACUCCCUCCCACCAACCUACCCCAGGCCCACGUGCCCCAUCCCAGAAUCAUUCCCACCAGAUGCCCCAGCAAGCCAGGGAGGUUGACGUUGUCGCUGAUGUCUUCUCGAAAGCCCCUUUCAGGGUUGGACAGGAAGAGGCAGGUGACGUGUUCGCAAAUGCCCCGUUCCCACGUCACCCUGUUGUGACACAACAGCAUCCAGAUGUCUUCCUGCAGGCCCCCUUUGUGAAGCCCAUGACCCAACACCCUCACCCAGCUGUGCUUUACCCUGUGGCUCCUGAACCAGCCCUCUCGAGCCAGGUGGCCCCGCAGCCUUUCCGCCCACAGGCCCUGGCCAAGUACUCCCGACACUUUCAGGGCCCAUUGCCUCAGCAGCCUGUGACAGCUCAGAGGGUGUUGUCCAACGUGAGCAGGCAGACUGCUGUGAGCUCAGUACCUGUGGGACCCUUACACUCCUGGACUUCAGAGGUAAGUGCAGUAGACCCCUUUGUCUCUGCGCCCUUUCACCUUAAGGCCCCGCAAGAGAAGCCCUGAAAGCUCCCAUCCUUUCUUACAAAGCAGGGGAGCCAGCAUUGGAGGCCACACCUGUGCACACUACACUAAAGCAUACACACAGCAUGCUGUCACCAGCACCGGGGCUGGACUGCAGGGUGUCAUAGAACUCUUAAGAUCUUAUCCUUUACAAACUCGGAUCAGUCUUGAUAUUGCGCAAGGUCAUCAAUGCGCUUUUUUGCUGCAGUAGAAUAAAGGGGUUCAAGUUAGUCCCAGUUGUCCCGGUGCUGGUUACUGUCAUAUCCUUUGGUGUGCACAGAGGAUAUGGCAGUCAUGUUUUUUUUCUGCCUACCUCAGUUUGUCCUCAGCUUUUCUAUCGGAGCGAAGACAUUGCUUAGAGAGCUUGUCGGGGGCCAGUGUUGGAGGAUUAGAUACAGACAGGACACACACAUAGGCUUUACUGCUCGAUUCAAUUUGACCCUCUGCUCCUUCUCUCAGUCCAUUAUCCAUUGAUCUGUGAUGUCCAAUAAGUAUUCCCAUGACAGCCCUGGUCUCUCAGGGUGAUGAUGUCACUACUUAUCCAGGGGUUAUCCUCUCACAGGUGGUUCCUCUACAUGUCUUAUAUACUUCUGAUGUUUUGGAAGUAAUCUGAUGACCAUUUUAGCCCAUUGAGUGGUGUAUACUUUUUACUAGGUAGGUUCAUGUACAUCUGGCGGUGCUGUCAUAUUUGAUCAUUUAUUAUAAUAAUCAGAUGCUGGAUUAUGUUGCACAUGUCAAGCUAUAGUGCAUUAUGAGUUGACAUUUUAGCCUUUGUUUUGAUUCAACACAGAUUGUCUUCUUAUUCACUUGUGUUUAUGGUCACCUGACUCACAGUACUGCUUAAGUCAGCCUAAGGCAUCUGUCACUUAAUGUACAUGCAGGGCAUAUAGUACAUAACAUACCUUACUGAGGCCAAAGGUCAGAGUUUCUCCUUAAACUUGUCCUCUCUUGUGGGUGCCUCUGCUGUAUGUAAUUGUGUUGGUUUACUUUAAUUUUGAACUGAGCAGGUUGUUAAUGUUGUAGCAGAGAAGCCUUACAGAAGUCCUCCACUCUCAUGACCAGCCAGCACUAUUGGCAAAGUCACAAUCAGCACCUCCACUACACUCCCAGUCAGCACCUCCACUACACUCCCAGUCAGCACCUCCACUACACUCCCAGUCAGCACCUCCACUACACUCCCAGUCAGCACCUCCACUACACUCCCAGUCAGCACCUCCACUACACUCCCAGUCAGCACCUCCACUACACUCCCAGUCAGCACCUCCACUACACUCCCAGUCAGCACCUUCACCACACUCCGUCAGCAUCCUUUGCUAAUGCUACGUAACGCUAUGCACUCACAAUCAACACCUGCUCAUUCACAAUCAUUUUCUUAAUGAGCAAUUCUACAUUCUACCUGCACUCGAUUCACUAAGAUUUGAAACCCUUUACAAUCAGCAACCAAUUCUACCUUUACAAAUCAGCACCCCCAUCUCAGAACAUAUCAGAAUAACUACAACCCUGUCAAGCACCUCAAGCGAAACACACAACUUUCACGUUAGGCAAGUCACACACACUUACCUACACAUGCUCAAAAGACAAUUCCAAGUAAAGGGUCAACACAUGGUUUCAUCAUAAACCCAUAAGUGUUAAGCUUUUGCUCUUCUACACCAGAUUUUGCAUUCCUUUUUUUUAUAGCGAUAUGAAAUGCUGAAAUGGUAUUCCACUGACUAUUGUAGAAUCUUGAAGCACUUUUCAAUGUUUGCGAUCCAUUACAUUACCUAGUGAUGGUGUGGACCAAUACAGACUUUCUCAGCUACUUGAUCCAAAGUAAGAACCCCGUCUUAAAAGGAGAAAUUAUUCUGAGUUUGCUUUUUGUCAUUCUAUGUGAUUACACUUUGUAUAACAUGUUAAUUCAUCUGCCGUGCAAAUGAAGACUGAACACUGCAUCAGCAGCAAUGAUAAUGUACUCUACAUGUGUUGAGGUGACACAGCUUUCUGAAGUUGUUAAAAUGUUCCUUUCCUGGAAAACUUAAAAGCAGCAUUUUUGUUUGAUUUAUGUCUGACUGUAGUAUGUUGUGUGGUGGCUGAUUCUACAGCAAGCCUCACCUGCUGAAACCUAAAGGCAUCCAUAUCAAAAUACUUGAGUCAUGCAAAGCUUGCCAUUGAACACCAUCAAAUGUUGUAUGUCCUUAAGUAAAGAUAAAUAAAUGUAUGCAAAACAAGUAAA